AGGAAGUGUAUCGUGGAGUAGUUCGUCUGCAGAUUUCGCGGCUUUGCCGUGGUGGUGAAAAGAAAAUGCUUUUCAUUGGUUUUAUACUAACAUUAUGGCCAAUCAUUUUUGUUCUGCUGUAUAUAGUGCUAAAUCACAUCGCCAAACCAAGACAUUCUGUAUGUAUAAUUGUUCUUGGUGAUUUAGGAAGAAGUCCGCGCAUGCUGUACCAUGCGAAAUCGUUUGCAAAAGAAGGAUAUGAAGUUGAUCUCGUUGGUUACUCGGGCUCCAAGCUGCAUGAGGAUAUACAGAUAAACAGAAGGAUAAACAGGCAUUAUCUUUUGGAACCGCCAAUUUUUGUGAAAUAUGUACCACGACUCCUGGCAUAUGUGUUGAAAGUUUUCUGGCAGAGUACAUUUUUAGGAUUAAAAUUGUUGAUUCUUCCAAAGGCCAAUUAUUUACUUUUACAGAAUCCACCGUCCAUUCCUACAAUGUUUGUUGCGCUGAGUGUAUGUUUACUGCGGGGCAGUAUUCUUGUUACAGACUGGCAUAACUAUGGUUUUACUAUACUGGCUCUGUCACUCGGCUCUAACCAUCCCCUCGUCAGAUUUUCCAGAUGGUAUGAGAAAUUUUUUGGCAGAUUUUCCAGGGCAAAUAUUUGUGUUACGAAAGCAAUGCGAGAAGAUUUAAAAACUUGGGGAAUAAGUGCAGAGACUUUAUAUGACAGACCGGCUGAACUUUUCCAAGAAGCCACAGUGGAUGAGAGACAUGAUCUAUUUAGUAAAUUAUCUCUGGCAUAUCCUAUAUUUGGCAGCAGAAAUGAGCGGGAAAGAGAUUCAACAGCAUUUACUUACCGGUCAGCGUCCGGGAAAAUCCAGUACCGCAAUGACCGUCCUGCACUUUUAGUGAGCAGUACCAGCUGGACUGAGGAUGAAGAUUUUGGAAUUUUAUUGAAAUCUUUGCAAAAAUAUGAAGUUGCAGCUUCCAAAGAUCUGCAGAAAGGCAUACCAGAUAUACUAUGUGUUAUAACAGGCAAGGGCCCACAGAAAGAGUUUUAUAGCCAAGAGAUUGAAAGUAUUGAAUGGAAACAUAUACACUUCUGUCUACCUUGGCUUGAGGCAGAGGACUAUCCAGUUCUCUUAGGAUCAGCUGACCUUGGUGUGUGCCUUCAUAAGUCUUCCAGUGGUCUUGACCUUCCUAUGAAAGUUGUUGACAUGUUUGGUUGUGGUCUUCCUGUUUGUGCGGUUCAUUAUCCCUGUUUGUCAGAGUUGGUGAAACAUGGUCACAGCGGCCUAAUUUUUAAAAACAGUCAGGAACUGUGUAUCCAGUUACAGGAACUUCUAGAAUCCUUCCCAGAUGACCUAAAAACAUUGAAGAAAAUGCGAUGCAACUUGAAAUCCUUCCAAGCUAUUCGAUGGCAUGACAACUGGAAAAGAACUGUUCUACCUUUGUUAAAGCAACAUAAGAAAGACAAGAAGAGACGAAUUUUAUGCAUUUCUGCUUCUUCGACUCGACGAGAACAUUUUCGUUUCUGUUUGUCUGCCAUUUGUAAACAACUCCAUGCAACAGAAUAUGAGGGUUGCCAAGAGGGUUGCCAAGGGGGCACGCACUCCAAAGAGAAUAAUGGUGUUUUAUUUCCCUGGUUCAUGCUGCUCAGGGAAACAUCAUGUUUAAUUUCCUGGCCACUUGAUGUGUUUCAUCUAGUCAAAGGCACUGUUAUAAAUAUAAGGACAUCGUGAAGCGACCUUCAAGUGCUAGCCAAUCAAGUUGCAUUGAACCACGGUCCACGUGAUUAAAAAAAGUCCUGGUCAGAGGUCACCAUGUCAACCAAUCAAAACGCAUUUAGAUUUUAUUCCACAUGUGGUAUAAACUUGAACUGAAUGUUUUAAACAGUUGUAAUGAUUAUUCCAUGCUUUGGUAGUUGAAUAACACCCACCUAUUGUGGUAGAAUGUAUUUUAUGUAAUGGUGAUUUUGGGAGUGAAACCAGAAGUGUAUAAUAAGUACCCAGGGUUUAUUUGGCCUGUAGCAUCACCGACGAGUUUUAGAAGGACGAUUCAUUGUUCAGCAUUUCCUUUGUAUCCCAACUGAUGAUGAGUCUUAGAAGGACCAUUGUUUGGUACAGCUUUGUAUUUAUAUCAAGGAGUGACAUUCACUUACAUGUAUUGUUUACAAUCCUUUACUUGCAGUAAGAAUGCUGAUUGGUAUUAAAACUCAUUUGCCAUUGCCCCAUAACCUGUCCAAGUACAUACAUACACGUACACACAUGUACGAAAAGUUGCAUCAGUUCUGAAUGAGUGUCAGUCGGGCGGCUUCUCUUUAAUAUCAUUUUGUUCAGGAUGUUGACCUUAGAGGUUUAUACCCCCAUACACCUCAACACAACUUUAUUCAAUCCUUAUAUUUUUAUUUUUUUGAUAUUUUUGUAUAA
Molecule: messenger RNA, 2405 nt
Organism: Pecten maximus
Lineage: Eukaryota; Metazoa; Mollusca; Bivalvia; Pectinida; Pectinidae
Product: chitobiosyldiphosphodolichol beta-mannosyltransferase-like
Exons: 15
Coding region: 66-1718 (550 amino acids)
Cellular component (GO): endoplasmic reticulum
Molecular function (GO): mannosyltransferase activity
Source: RefSeq, a predicted model, not a curated record